Messenger RNA from Erythranthe guttata (spotted monkey flower), 1357 nucleotides. The record is from RefSeq and is a predicted model, not a curated record. NCBI's taxonomy places the organism in Eukaryota, Viridiplantae, Streptophyta, Magnoliopsida, Lamiales, Phrymaceae.
CAAUUGUGGGCUGAUCGAGUAUGCUCGCCAAGUGUUCGAUGAAAUGACGCACAGAGACGUCGUUGCCUAUACUGCGUUAAUGGACGGGUAUGUGAGAAAUGCUCGUGCUUCGCAAGCUCUGGACCUCUUUCUAGAGAUGAAAGUAAAUGGGGUGGGGGCGGAUGGGGGUGCUGUUGUCACCGCUCUUUGUGCUGCCGGAACCUUGGGCUGCGUUUGGCUUGGAAAGUGGAUACACGGGUUCUUUAUCGAAACGGGUAGGGUCGUCCGAGAUGUUUAUGUAGGCAGUGCUCUCAUUGACAUGUAUUCCAAAUGCAAUUGUAAUGAAGAUGCACUCAAAGUUUUUCGAAAUAUGCCUUACAGAAAUGUCGUUUCUUGGAGUGCUUUACUAUCUGGUUACGUGCAGCGCGAUAGGUUUAAGGAAGCACUGCUUCUUUUCCAAGAAAUGCUAGUUGAAAAAAUCGAGCCAAGUGAAGCUACACUAGUAAGUGUCCUCACAUCAUGCGCUCACCUCGGCUCGUUGGAUCAAGGCAUGUGGGUCGAUAAGUACAUAUACACACAUAAAAUAGAAUUAAAUUCACCACUCGGGACAGCUUUAAUCGACAUGUACGCCAAGUGUGGUUGCAUUAAAGAAGCAUUCCGCGUCUUCGAAAGUAUGAAUUCUGUGGAUGUCUACCCAUGGACAGCCUUAAUCUUCGGACUAGCAAUAAACGGACAUGCUAUAACCUGUCUAAAUCUUUUCUCUCAGAUGUUAAGCAGUGGAGUCAAACCGAAUGGAGUCACUUUUAUAGCCGUUUUAAGCGCUUGUUCACACGGGGGUCUUGUAAACGAGGGGAAGGAAAUAUUCAAACUAAUGGGAAGUGUUUACGGUGUGAUACCGACCGUUGAUCACUACGGUUGUAUGGUGGAUAUUCUUGGUAGGGCGGGGAGGUUGAGAGAGGCGGCGGAGUUGAUCGGGGAGAUGCCGAUGGAAGCUAGUGGCGGCGUGUGGGGUGCUUUGUUCGGUGGUUGUGUGAAUUAUGGGGAUUUGGAGAUGGGGGAGAUUGUGGGGAAGAGGUUGAUCGAGAUGGAGCCGAGGAGGAGUGGGGGGUAUGUGGUUUUGGCGAACUUGUACUCGAGAUUUGGGGAUUGGGAAAAGGCGGCUAAUGUGAGGAAGAAGAUGAGUGGAGUUGGAGUGGAGAAGGUGAAGGGGUGUAGCUGGAUUGAAUCGAACGGUGUGAUACGUGAGUUUGUUGCGUUCGAGAAAUCGGAUGCGGCUUCGGAAAGUGUGUAUGGAGUCUUGGAUAGUCUUACUGCUCAGAUGCAGCAGAAGCUUCUUUUUGUUGUGGAAGAAGACAAUUUCUUGGAAGUUUAGAGCUAU